Molecule: messenger RNA, 792 nt
Organism: Zasmidium cellare ATCC 36951
Lineage: Eukaryota; Fungi; Ascomycota; Dothideomycetes; Mycosphaerellales; Mycosphaerellaceae
Exons: 2
Coding region: 1-792 (263 amino acids)
Biological process (GO): peptidyl-proline hydroxylation to 4-hydroxy-L-proline
Cellular component (GO): endoplasmic reticulum
Molecular function (GO): procollagen-proline 4-dioxygenase activity; iron ion binding; L-ascorbic acid binding
Source: RefSeq, a predicted model, not a curated record
AUGGCACCGAAGGCAAAGGCGAGGAGGCCAAAAGCAGACUCAGCCGCCGCAACACCCAGCGACCAGGCGCGCAAAGGAAAUUCUACAUCCCUCAAUUGGCCGAGCAUGGAGCCCGUGAUGGUCGCGGGCGACUUGGCUCUUGAUACUCUGCUGGCGGACCAGAUAUUGACCGUCAAGCUCUGGACAGUCGCCCUAUGCAAAUCAUACAGGACAUUUUUAGCGACGCUGCCUCUGGUAACAACGCCGGGAAGGCCCAAGCGCGGCGAAGCUACCAGGGUCAACGACCGCUUUCACGUGGACGACGAGGAUUUUGCGGCCAAGCUGUGGAGUCAGACUGCGUUGCAAGCGCUUAUCACGAAUCCCGUAAUCAAUGGCGUUCAACUUGGAGACGCCGACAAGAGAAAUCUCUGGGGCGGCGACGUACUUGGCCUCAACAGCAACAUACGCAUAUACAGGUACAGCAAGGGCCAAUUUUUCGAUCAGCACUAUGAUGACUCCAACAACGUCUCCUUCCCAUCGUCGUCUUCGCCUAAUGCACAGCCUGCGAAGACGACAUGGACGCUCCUGCUUUACCUUUCGUCUCCCGCGACUGGCUGCCAGGGAGGCGCGACGAUUUUUCACCCCGAGCCGAGUAGUAAGCGACAAGCCGCGCCAGACCCGAUCGUUGCCGAGCUGGAAGUCGGGCUAGCGCUGCUACAUAGACAUGGGAAGGAGUGCUUACUUCACGAGGGCCAGGAGGUCACAGAUGGUGAAAAGUGGGUCAUCAGGACAGAUUUGUGCGUGAAGCGCUAG